CUUUGUGCCGGAGAAGAGGGAAUUAGUCGCCGCCAAAACAGGACGAGCAGAAAUGGUGUCUGGUUCAGGGAUAUGCGCGAAGCGCGUUGUGGUCGACGCGCGUCAUCACAUGCUCGGACGCUUGGCUUCGAUCGUGGCUAAGGAGCUCCUCAAUGGCCAGAAGGUUGUGGUCGUUCGGUGCGAAGAGAUCUGUCUCUCCGGCGGACUUGUCCGACAGAAGAUGAAAUACAUGCGUUUCCUCCGCAAGCGCAUGAACACAAAGCCCUCGCACGGUCCGAUCCACUUCCGUGCUCCGUCCAAGAUCUUCUGGCGAACUGUCCGUGGCAUGAUUCCCCACAAGACCAAGCGAGGAGCUGCUGCUCUUGCCCGCUUGAAGGUGUUUGAAGGUGUCCCUCCUCCAUAUGACAAGAUAAAGAGGAUGGUCAUCCCAGACGCUCUCAAGGUCCUGAGGCUUCAAGCUGGCCACAAAUACUGCCUGCUGGGUCACCUUUCCUCUGAGGUUGGGUGGAACCACUAUGACACUAUCAAGGAAUUGGAGAAGAAGAGAAAGGAGAGGUCUCAAGCGGUGUAUGAGAGGAAGAAACAGCUCAACAAGCUCAGGGCCAAGGCCGAGAAGACUGCAGAGGAGAAGCUUGGCGCUCAACUUGAUGUUCUUGCUCCUGUCAAAUACUGAAGCUGUUUUUUUGUUAUCUCCAAUCAGUAGGUAUGUUUUCGCAUGGUUCUUGAAAUUUUCUGUCGGGCCGAUACUAGAUUUUGUAUGCAGACUUUGAAUGGUUUUAUUUAAUUUCUGCUGCGUUUGUAGACCUAAUACUAUAAGCAUGUUAUUGUUCUUUUAAGAAUUAAACCCGAAAAUGAGUCGAAAAGUUGUCCACCGGUUAA
This is a messenger RNA of Tarenaya hassleriana, 879 nucleotides long. Its product is annotated as 60S ribosomal protein L13a-1. Bases 53 to 673 code for a protein of 206 amino acids. NCBI's taxonomy places the organism in Eukaryota, Viridiplantae, Streptophyta, Magnoliopsida, Brassicales, Cleomaceae. The record is from RefSeq and is a predicted model, not a curated record. Gene Ontology annotation, molecular function: mRNA binding; structural constituent of ribosome. Gene Ontology annotation, cellular component: ribosome; cytosolic large ribosomal subunit. The transcript has 4 exons. Gene Ontology annotation, biological process: negative regulation of translation; translation.